AUGGCACUUAUAUCCCCCAGUAAUGAAAUAGCCCUACCUGCAGCUAUGAUUGUUACCCUGGGCGCCUGUGUGAUGAGAGUAGUCAGGAUCGGGAGUCCAGGGCUUCCUCAGAUUUUAACAGCCAGUCCCAGAAGAUCAAAGGAGGGUGAUGAGGCCUUGGUGAUGGCUAACAUCCUUGAGAGGAUGAUGGACAGUCCAUGGCCCAGUGCCCCCCCUCAUGGCAUCUGGGGCAUGGUCCAGUUGGCUUUUGCAGCUGUGGGCAGACUGUACCUCUAUGGACAUGCUGGUUACACCAGUAGCAUGACUUGGAGACCUCUCCCUCUUCUUUUGGGGGACAGGAUCCCUUCCAAUGCCCCUCCAGAUCACAUCAUAACAGAACCCAGCUCAAAAGGCAGAUGGAUUUUCACUUUGGUUUUGCAUCACCUUGGUCAUUUUGUCAUCGUUGAUGGCUUUGUGGGCUGCCUGCUUGAGACCCUCAAAUAUGCAAGCUAUAAAGUGGUCCUGAUUCUGGCUGCUGCCCUGGGAGUUGUAGUCCCAGAGGGGCUUAGGGCCAAGGACAGCUGCAGUGUAAGGGAAGCAGGGGGCCAGGGCAGAAUCCCAAGCUGGGGUGGGAAGGGGAAAGGAGCGGGCUCCCGAGCCUGGGCCUGGGCAGUGGCAGUGCCCAGCAUCUCCGAAAAGUGCUGCAUGACAACCUCCAGGGCACUACCAAGCCGUCUAGUGGCUGGCUUGCCACACUCGGGUCAAGCGUAUUUCCGGUCUGAAGAGGAGAAAGGGGAGCCUGGAGGGGAAGGAGAGGAGCUUAUGGAGGAGAGCCCUGGAUUUAGAGAGCGCAAGAGCCAGUCUACAGAGUCAAAGGAGAAAGAAUCUGGCAAUUUUGUGGCAGUUAUCAGAAUAGCUGAAAUAGAAGAGAUGUACAGGAGAAAUAUUGGAAAACCAAUGAAAGAUGGUGGACAGUUUUCCUUGCUGCUGCUUAACUUGGAGGAGUACUACUUUGAGCAGCACACAGCUAAUUAUGUUCAGCAUGUGGGCAGUCUCGAGGAAAGGAAAAUCAGAGGAUCUUUAAAAAUAUGUUCAAAAUCAGUUAUUUUUGAACCAGAUAAAAUCUCCCAGCCCAUCAUUAAGAUUCCUUUGAGAGAUUGUAUCAAAAUAGGAAAACAUGGAGAAAAUGGAGCCAAUAGACACUUUGCAAAGGAAAAAUCUGGAGGAAUUUUAAUCAUUUUCAGUCAGGUAUAUUUCAUUAAAGAACAUAAUAUUGUUGCACCAUAUAAAAUAGAAAGGGGUAAAAUGGAAUAUGUCUUUGAGUUGGAUGUUUCUGGGAAGGUCGAAGAUGUUGUGGAGACAUUGUUGCAGCUUCACAGAGCAUCCUGCCUUGACAAACUAGGUGACCAAACAGCCAUGAUAACAGCUAUCUUGCAGUCUCGUUUGGCUAGGACAUCAUUUGAUAAAAACAGAUUCCAGAGUGUUUCCGAAAAGCUCCAUAUGGAGUGCAAAGCAGAAAUGGUGACACCUCUAGUGACAAAUCCUGGACAUGUGUGCAUCACAGACACCAACCUCUAUUUUCAGCCUCUCAAUGGGUACCCGAAACCUGUCGUCCAGAUAACACUCCAAGAUGUCCGCCGUAUUUACAAGAGGAGGCAUGGCCUCAUGCCUUUGGGCUUGGAGGUAUUUUGCACUGAAGACGAUCUGUGUUCUGACAUCUACCUAAAGUUCUAUGAACCUCAAGACAGAGAUGACCUCUAUUAUUUUAUCGCCACAUACCUAGAGCACCAUGUUGCAGAGCACACUGCUGAGAGCUAUAUGCUACAGUGGCAGCGAGGACACCUGUCCAACUAUCAGUACCUCUUGCACCUCAACAACCUGGCCGACCGCAGCUGUAAUGACCUCUCUCAGUACCCUGUGUUUCCGUGGAUAAUUAAUGACUAUCAUAGCACAGAACUGGACUUGUCAAAUCCAGCAACCUUCCGGGAUCUUAGUAAGCCAGUGGGAGCCCUGAAUAAGGAGAGACUAGAGAGACUGCUGACACGCUACCAGGAGAUGCCUGAGCCAAAGUUCAUGUAUGGAAGUCAUUACUCUUCCCCAGGCUACGUGCUCUUUUAUCUCGUCAGGAUUGCUCCAGAGUAUAUGCUGUGCCUACAGAAUGGAAGAUUUGAUAAUGCAGAUAGAAUGUUCAACAGUAUCGCAGAAACCUGGAAAAACUGUUUGGAUGGUGCCACAGAUUUCAAAGAGUUGAUUCCAGAAUUCUAUGGCGAUGAUGUCAGCUUUUUAGUCAACAGUCUAAAAUUGGAUUUGGGAAAGAGGCAAGGAGGGCAGAUGGUGGAUGAUGUUGAACUUCCCCCAUGGGCCUCAGGUCCCAAGGACUUUCUCCAGAAGAGCAAGGAUGCACUAGAAAGCAAUUAUGUGUCUGAGCACCUUCACGAGUGGAUUGAUCUGGUAUUUGGCUACAAGCAAAAAGGGAGUGAUGCUGUUGGUGCCCAUAAUGUAUUUCAUCCACUAACUUAUGAAGGAGGUGUUGACUUGAACAGCAUCGAAGACCCUGAUGAGAAAGUAGCCAUGCUGACCCAAAUCUUGGAAUUCGGGCAGACACCAAAACAGCUGUUUGUGACACCACACCCUCGGAGAAUAACCUCCAAGUUUAAGGUCCCCAGUUAUAAUUCUUUGGUAGAAGAUUCUCCAGUCUCUCCAGGUGAAGAGUCUUUUGAAGACUUGACUGAAGAAAGCAAGUCACUGGCCUGGAAUAACAUCACUAAGCUGCAGCUGCACGAGCAGCAUAAAAUCCACAAAGAGGCAGUUACAGGAAUUGCUGUCUCUCGCAAUGGAUCUUCAGUCUUCACAACAUCACUAGAUUCCACCUUGAAGAUGUUCUCCAAAGAAUCCAAAAUGUUGCAAAGAAGUAUAUCAUUUUCAAAUAUGGCUUUAUCAUCGUGUUUACUUUUACCAGGAGACUCCACUGUCAUCAGCUCUUCCUGGGAUAACAAUGUCUAUUUCUAUUCUAUAGCAUUUGGGAGAUGCCAAGACACAUUAAUGGGACAUGAUGAUGCUGUUAGUAAGAUCUGUUGGCAUGACAACAGGCUAUAUUCUGCAUCAUGGGACUCUACAGUGAAGGUGUGGUCUGGGGUUCCUGCUGAGAUGCCAGGCACCAAAAGACACCAAUUUGACUUACUGGCUGAGCUGGAACAUGAAGUCAGUGUAGAUACAAUCAGUUUAAAUGCUGUAGGCACACUAUUGGCUUCAGGCACCAAAGAAGGCAUAGUGAAUAUCUGGGACCUCACCACUGCCACUUUAUUGCACCAGAUUUCAUGCCAUUCAAAGACUGUAUGUGAUACUGCUUUUAGCCCAGACAGUCGCCAUGUCCUCAGCACAGGAGCAGAUGGCUGUCUAAAGGUGAUCGAUGUGCAGACAGGAAUGCUUAUCUCCACCAUGACAUCAGAAGAGCCCCAGAGGUGCUUCAUCUGGGAUGGAAAUUCUGUUUUAUCUGGAAGUCAGUCUGGUGAGCUGCUCGUUUGGGACCUCCUUGGAGCCCGAAUCAGUGAGCGAAUACAGGGCCACACAGGUGCUGUAACAUGCAUAUGGAUGAAUGAACAGUGUAGCAGUAUCAUCACAGGAGGGGAAGACAGACAAAUUAUGUUCUGGAAAUUGCAAUAUUAAGUGCCUUUUCCAUUUCUUUUUUUUUUUUUUUGGUUAGUCGUGGGGCUUGAACUCUGGGCUUGGGCAUAUAUCCCUGC
Dipodomys ordii (Ord's kangaroo rat) is the source of this 3722-nucleotide messenger RNA. It is a transcript of the gene Nsmaf, whose product is annotated as neutral sphingomyelinase (N-SMase) activation associated factor. Bases 1 to 3645 code for a protein of 1214 amino acids. NCBI's taxonomy places the organism in Eukaryota, Metazoa, Chordata, Mammalia, Rodentia, Heteromyidae. The transcript has 33 exons. The record is from RefSeq and is a predicted model, not a curated record. Gene Ontology annotation, molecular function: protein binding.